Molecule: messenger RNA, 2677 nt
Organism: Otolemur garnettii (small-eared galago)
Lineage: Eukaryota; Metazoa; Chordata; Mammalia; Primates; Galagidae
Gene: GGA1
Product: golgi associated, gamma adaptin ear containing, ARF binding protein 1
Exons: 15
Coding region: 112-1827 (571 amino acids)
Biological process (GO): vesicle-mediated transport; intracellular protein transport
Cellular component (GO): trans-Golgi network
Molecular function (GO): ubiquitin binding; phosphatidylinositol binding; small GTPase binding
Source: RefSeq, a predicted model, not a curated record
GUGUUGUUCCUCUUACCCAGGCCUCCACUUGCCACCCGACUGCUGGCCCACAAGAUCCAGUCCCCACAGGAGUGGGAGGCGAUCCAAGCCCUGACGGUGCUGGAGACAUGCAUGAAGAGCUGUGGCAAGAGGUUCCACGAUGAAGUGGGCAAGUUUCGCUUUCUCAACGAGCUCAUCAAGGUUGUGUCUCCCAAGUACCUAGGCUCUCGAACAUCAGAGAAGGUAAAGAACAAAAUCUUGGAGCUCCUCUACAGCUGGACGGUUGGCCUGCCUGAGGAAGUGAAAAUCGCAGAGGCCUACCAGAUGCUAAAGAAACAAGGGAUUGUGAAGUCUGACCCCAAGCUUCCAGAUGACGCCACCUUUCCCCUUCCUCCUCCACGGCCCAAGAAUGUGAUCUUUGAAGAUGAGGAGAAAUCCAAGUCCCAGCUACUCAAGAGGCUGAGGCAAGAGGAUUUGCGUGGCUCUAGCCUGAUCAUGAUGCAGGCUCUUGGGCCAUUUGUCAAUGUAUGUCCCCAGGACCAGAAGCGGAUGGAGAAGAUCUCAAAGCGGGUAAAUGCCAUUGAGGAGGUGAACAACAAUGUGAAACUGCUGACGGAGAUGGUGAUGGGCCACAGCCAGGGGGGUGCGGCUUCGGGCAGCAGCGAGGACCUCAUGAAGGAACUGUACCAGCGCUGUGAGCGGAUGCGGCCCACACUGUUCCGAUUGGCAAGUGACACAGAGGACAAUGAUGAGGCCUUAGCGGAGAUCCUGCAGGCCAAUGACAACCUCACCCAGGUGAUCAACCUAUACAAGCAGCUGGUGCGGGGCGAGGAGGUCAAUGGUGAUGCCGCAGCUGGCUCCAUCCCUGGGAGCACCUCAGCCCUGCUGGACCUUUCAGGCCUGGAUCUGCCUCCUGUUGGCACCACCUACCCAGCCAUGGCCUCCCACCCUGGCGAGCAGGCAAGCCCCGAGCAACCCAGUGCCUCAGUUUCCCUGCUUGACGACGAGCUCAUGUCUCUGGGCCUCAGCGACCCCACACCCUCUUCAGGCCAGAGUUUGGAUGGUACUGGAUGGAACAGCUUCCAGUCAUCGAGUACUGCAGAGCUCCCAGCCCCUGCUCCAGCCCAGGCCCCCAGCAUGGACAGCCGGCCCCCAGCACAGACAUCCCUGCCAGCCAGCAGUGGUCUGGAUGACUUGGACCUCUUGGGGAAGACACUCCUGCAGCAGUCAUUGCCCCCGGAGUCCCAGCAAGUGCGGUGGGAGAAGCAGCAGCCAGCCCCCCGGCUCACACUCCGGGACCUACAGAAUAAGAGCAGCAGCUGCAGCUCCCCCAGCUCCAGUGCCACCAGCCUGCUCCACACCAUGUCCCCAGAACCUCCUGGGCCUCCACAGCAGCCUGCACCAACAGAGCUCUCUCUGGCCAACAUCACUGUGCCCCUGGAGUCCAUCAAGCCCAGCAGCAUCUUGCCUGUGACCGUGUAUGACCAGCAUGGCUUCAGAGUCCUCUUCCACUUUGCCCGUGACCCGCUGCCGGGGCGCUCCGACGUACUGGUGGUGGUGGUUUCCAUGCUGAGCACUGCCCCCCAGCCCAUCCGCAACAUCAUUUUCCAGUCAGCUGUCCCCAAGGUCAUGAAAGUGAAGCUACAGCCACCCUCAGGCACGGAGCUGCCAGCAUUUAACCCUAUUGUCCACCCCUCUGCUAUCACCCAGGUCUUGCUUCUUGCCAAUCCCCAUAAGGAGAAAGUUCGCCUCCGCUACAAGCUCACCUUCACCAUGGGCGACCAGACCUACAAUGAGAUGGGGGAUGUGGACCAGUUCCCCCCACCUGAAACCUGGGGGAGCCUCUAGAGCAGAAGGGCUGGGGAGAGAUGGGAGCAGAGGGACUAGACACAAUCCAGCCUGGGCCAGAGGCUAUGGUGGCCAAGGACAUCCUUUGCCCCCCAUGGCCAUUUACCCCAGACCUGGUGCUUCUCCCCUCACCCCCAUGGCCCUCCUGCUUUGCCCUGUCUUCUGCUGAGCCAAACCCAGCAGAAGGCUGGACCCGGAUUUGCACUACUGGGGUUUCCAUCAUCAGCAGGAGCCCAGAGUGUCCAGGGACUGUAUGGCCCUGAAAAAACUUGGGGUCGUGGGGAAGAAGCGUAGCUGUCGGAAGGGCCAGAAUCUCAGGCCUGGCCCCGACCCCAGCCUGGGGUGGGGUCUUCCCCGCCUGUCUUUUAUGCCUUAUGGGAAGGCCCAGCCAUAACUCGGGGGCCAUGCUGGAGCUGGAGACCAGCUCAGGCCUCCUCCAUUGGAACCCCAUGACUGGGGAGAUGACACCUAUACCCCUAACUGUUUGCACUCUCUGGUGUGUGAUUUGACUCUCUGCUUUUCUUUUGGAGUGACCCUGUGGUCAUAGUCUUGGGGAGGCAAGCUGGGGGAGCCCCACCUGGUCCCACUCCUGGGGGAGGUCACCACUUGUUGUUCGGCCCUCUUGAGAGGCCUUGGGGGCCUGAGGGUGAUGCCAGAGGUGAGUGGCUCCUGUGGGGGCUCUGCAGGGCUCCUAGAGUUCUCAGUCUGUCUCCUUCACUCAUUGGCCUUCUCUGAGGCCUCCUGUGAGCAUCUCACGUCUGUCUAUCCAUCUGUCCUGGGUCAGAAGUGGAGUCAGUGUGUGAGUAGAGAGCAGGAGUAUUUAUGAAAAUAAAACAUCCUUUUUCCUGGA